Molecule: messenger RNA, 3607 nt
Organism: Tetranychus urticae (two-spotted spider mite)
Lineage: Eukaryota; Metazoa; Arthropoda; Arachnida; Trombidiformes; Tetranychidae
Product: transcription factor RFX4-like
Biological process (GO): regulation of transcription by RNA polymerase II
Molecular function (GO): RNA polymerase II cis-regulatory region sequence-specific DNA binding; DNA-binding transcription factor activity, RNA polymerase II-specific
Source: RefSeq, a predicted model, not a curated record
UAGAUACUAUCAAUAGAUACGUGAGAUCUUAAGACUCGUUAAAAUGUAAGUUUAUUUUUCAACCAAAAUUUCAAAACUGUAUUAUUUACCUUUUAAUCAACCAAAUUGCGGAGCAAUUAAUCAACUAGUUUAUUUAUUUUUUGUGUUUACAGUUAUGUGAUAGUCUUGUAUCUCAUAUACUUCAAUUAAAUUGUUUAUUUAAUGGUUAAUUAAGCAUAAAAAUUGAAUAGUUAAAGGAGACGGAGUUUUCAACUUUUCACAAUGUAUUAUGACAAUAGGAAAAGGCUCAAAACUCACGAAUGUUACCGACACUUGAAAUAAACUAAUCAUUUACCGACAAAUCAACAAUCAACUUUGAUUGAGAUAAUGAACAAAUCUCUCUUGCUUAAACAAUCAUAAUAUGUUCACUCUUAAUUUUGCAUUUUACUUGAACGUUAACAGUUGAAACCUUCACAAUUAACCAUCAACACAUCAAACCAUCGAUAAAACUAGUUGAUCAAUUUCAAGAAUAAGUUUUUAUACAAUUCAUCAAGUGUAAUGUCUAAAAGAACUCAAUUUUUUCGGUGUAAAUCAACUGAGAAAAUCUUGAAAUGGUUGGAAACCAAUUAUGAACUGUGCGAUGAUGUUUGUUUACCUCGUUGUCUACUUUAUAAACAUUACCUGGACUACUGUGGUUCAAUCAAAUCAGAGCCAAUAAGUGCAGCUGCAUUUGGAAAGAUUAUCCGUCGUAAGUUCAAUAAAAUAGCAACUCGUCGACUUGGUACUCGGGGACAGUCAAAGUACCAUUACUUUGGAUUAGCGAUUAAAAAAAGUUCACCUUAUUAUGGCGAUUAUCUAGAAAACAGUCAACGAUUAAGAACCAAAUUACGUAAAGUUGGUUGUCGCAAGAAAAUGUUGACAUCAAAUCAUCUCAAUACUAACCUGAUUGAUAAAGUAAACCAAUUGAUGGACAAUUUCCCACAAGCCAAUGAAUUUGUUAAUCCUUCUAAUCCAGCUUAUAGAAACAUUGAAACCUUUCUUUGCAUGUAUAAAACUCACUGUGACCAUUUAGCUGAUAUUAUCAUUAACUUUAAACUGGACUCCAUUCAGCUUCACUUGAGACACUUUUGGCUUCAAUUACCUUGUCACUUUGAUCGUCUCUUGCAAUCAGAUUUACUUUCCAAAUUAAUUCAAUGCUGUGAUUACACUUUUUUUGAGGGUCUUCUAAAUGCUUUGUAUCCUCAAAAUUUUAAAACGGUUUCAAGUCAAACGCUUAAUUAUCUUAAUAUUUUGACAAAUAAUUUUGAAUUAUGGCUACGAGAAGCUUUAAUUGGUCUUCCUGAUUCAUUAAUUUCUGUAAAAGUUGAAGCUUUACACCAUUUCGUAAGAUCCAUUAAAAGGUACAAAUAUCUAUUUCCUCUAAUCAAGAGUUGUUCGUACACUUUAAAUCAGAAAGAAUUGCUAUCUUUAAUGACUGAUGAUUUACAAUCUCUUGAUUUGGAUUCAAUUUUGGAUGAUUCUCUACUUAAUUGUAACAAUAACCAGUUGAAUCAAAGUUUAACUCUUUUGGUUGAUUUUUUUGCUCACCUUCAGUCAACAACCGAUUUGGAUACAUUUUUUUCCUCAUUGAGACGUUUAUUCCAUAUUUCACUGAAAAAUUGUCAAUCAUCAUGCAUUGUUUCCAGAUCAACUGAAUUCAUCCUGAUUGUUAAUCGACUGAUUGUUUGUUUGUGCCGUGAAUUGACGAUAAAUUAUGUACCUACACUGAAUCAUUGGAUAACAUUAUUUUCAACAAUCAGGGAAUAUUCAAUUCUAGUGGCAGAGGAAACAAUUAGACAUGACAAUUUUCAAAUUAACAAAUUAUCAAUUAUAUGUUGGGACAAUUUUAGUUUUGAUAACAUCAAUUUCUGUGAUAGUCUGUUAGCCAGAUGAGUGGGCAAUAUACUAAUUCAGCAAAAUCUUGAUCAAACAGUUCAGCGGAAAAUUGCAGCAAUUUAAUUUUUGGCCGCACAUUUUUUGAAAAAUUUAAUCACUGUCAUGAAGACGAUUCAAUGGAAACUAUUAAAAGCAAUUAUCGUGGGGAUUGUUUGUAUUUUGUGAUGAAAAACUCAAUAUGAGCUGUCUUAACAAAUAGCUGCAUUACAUGGAAACUCAUCUCCACUGGUUCCACCUUUUCAUCAGGUUUAACAUGAACUAUGUUCAGUGAUAAUUUCAAUCUUGACUGAAUUAAAGAUCAUGCAAUUGUAAUUUAACUCAUGGUUAAUGGUUUGUUGCUUGAAAAAUAAAUAGAAGCAAAAAGUUCUCAUCCAAAAAUCUAUUGUGACUAUUUAAAAGGUUAUUUGUGUUCAAGUUUUCCUCAUCAUAACCAAAUAAUUGAAAUUAAUCAAACUGUACGGAAGCUUCAGAUUUAACCGUUAAGUUACCGUAUCGUCUGACCUUUCAGCCUUGACAACCUUUGAAAAAUAAAAGGUUCAAGUUGCUAAAGAUUGUAAAGACAAAAAGAAAGAGAUUAAAAAAUGAGAUAAGAUAGCAAAAAGGAGGGAAGUCUCCAUUUUGUCUUCAUUUUUGUUUAACUUGACAACGGUUCUUUUGAAAUCAGUUUAACUUUUCUAUUUUUACUUUAACCAUGAACUUCAUCAUGUUUAGAUGUUUAUCUUAUUUACAAUGAAUUACCUUAAUCAUCAACAUCAUCUCCAUCUGAAGUUAAAACACAGAAAAUCUAAAUUAUUACCAUUUAUUAAUAUUUAUAUUCUAUUUUUUCACACCAUUAAUCUUUGUUUAACUGCAAGUACCAUUGUUUCUGCUGAAAUCUUUGGUUUACAUCCAGCUAUGCCUGAGAAAGAACCCGAUUCCUCAUUCCAAUCUUCCCGGGAACCCAAUAAGACAACAAUUACAUCAGAAGAUCUCUCAAUAAGUCAUCCUUUUUCAAGUGAAAGCUCAGCUCGAGCACCUAUCAUCCUUUACCCUCUGGCCAGGCGAGUUGGUUUCAGUACUCUUAUGUUGAGUGCUUUACUUUAUGGUCUAACCAUUAUUCCCGCUUUGUUAUCAGUUUCAGGUUACGAUCCCUUUGGAGGGUCUGGUUUGAUACCGUUAGCUCUUCCCGUGUUGAUUGGAGCAUUUGCUGGAAGACGGAGAAAAAGAUCUUUGCCAAAUGAUUACAUUCAACUUGAAAGAUUAACAAUUGAUGUUGACAAAGUUAAAACGCUCAUUUCAACAUUGGAAUCACCAUUUGGUGUUAAAGUGACCAGUGGCAACAACCUGUGCUCCAAAUUUAAAUUAUGCCGUGGUAUCGAGUCCAUUCGUCGAUCAGUGAUUAAAUUUCUUAGGCAUUUAUUCCUUAACCAAGUUAAACGACUAUCCAGCGUUGAUGUCCAACACAUUCAAGCCUUACCUAAAAUACCCAACUCAUGAAGAAUAGCAUUUAGGUCUGUAUUUAUAAAUCUUUUUACCUUUUCGUUAUAACUUCGUAAUUUUUAUAACCUACAGUUUUAUUUAUUUAUUUAUUUAUUUAUUACUACUCGUAUGAUUUAUAAUCAAUAAUGAUAGUCACUUUUUUAAUGUAUAACAUUGGUUGAAACUGUCACAAUAUUUGAAGAAAUACAUUAAAAUUAAGCAUCAACAAUCUAAA